Messenger RNA from Pundamilia nyererei, 2359 nucleotides. RefSeq names its product YJU2 splicing factor homolog B (gene yju2b). Lineage: Eukaryota; Metazoa; Chordata; Actinopteri; Cichliformes; Cichlidae. Bases 108 to 1313 code for a protein of 401 amino acids. Gene Ontology annotation, biological process: mRNA splicing, via spliceosome. The transcript is spliced from 10 exons. Gene Ontology annotation, cellular component: post-mRNA release spliceosomal complex; U2-type spliceosomal complex. The record is from RefSeq and is a predicted model, not a curated record.
UCAACCCUCUGGUGUUGUUGUUGUGCAGCAGCAGUACAAACGGCAGUUCCAAGGUUUUUUGUGAAAAGGAGUGAGUUCACUCCUGGGGCAGCGUUCCAGUUGUCACAAUGGGUGAAAGAAAGGGAACAAACAAGUAUUAUCCUCCAGAUUUUGAUCCGGCCAAGCAUGGAUCCCUCAACGGCUACCAUAAGACCCACGCCCUGCGUGAGAGAGCCCGGAAACUGUCCCAGGGCAUCCUCAUUAUCAGGUUUGAGAUGCCUUACAACAUCUGGUGUGAUGGCUGCAAAAAUCACAUUGGCAUGGGGGUUCGGUACAAUGCGGAGAAGAAGAAAGUGGGGAACUAUUACACCACGCCAAUUUACAGAUUUCGGAUGAAGUGCCAUCUCUGUGUGAACUACAUUGAGAUGCAGACAGACCCAGCCACUUGUGACUAUGUCAUAGUAAGCGGGGCUCGCAGGAAGGAGGAGCGCUGGGACAUGGCUGAGAAUGAACAGAUUCUCACUACAGAGCGGGCAGAGAAGGAGAAGCUGGAGACGGAUGCCAUGUACAAACUGGACCACGGUGGGAAAGACAAGGAGAAGCUAAAAAAGGCUCUGCCGUCUCUGUCAGAGAUCCAGGACUAUCAGGCCGGGAAGAAGGAUGACUUCCAGCUCAACAGCACCCUCCGUAGGAAAUUCAGAGAAGAGAAGAAAGUUCUGGCUGAUCAGGAGGAGAAGGAUAAUGCGGUGAGGAUGAGAACCAACUUAUCCAUCCCACUAUUACCAGAGAAGGAGGAGGAUAAGAAACUGGCAGCACUACUUACCUACCAGGCACCUGACUCAUAUGAGGACAAACAGCAGAGCAAAAGGAAGGAGAUCGCCUCUCGUUCAUGGUUUAACUCUGCGUCAACACCACCAGGUGGUGCUGCAGGCAGCCUGCUCCAUAAGCUUGGACUCCAAGGGAAAGAAAUAGCUGUGGCCAAAGCCCUGGGUUCCUCACACAGUCCUUUAAUCCGCAAACGGACAACACAGUCUGGAAACAAGACUGAACAGUGUGCCACCAUCACCCGCAGAAAGUCACACCAUGAUGUCAGCACAAGCGAUGGGGACAUUUCAUUGGCCACACCCACAGUGGAAACCCCAUGUAUAGUAUCGGAACAAAUGGUUCAGAAUGAGACAAAUGGUGAUGGUUUCAAGGAAGUACAUAUCAGACCUACAGAGGAAGCAGACAAAAAACUGACAAAUGGAAAGGUGGAGGACCGGAGUAAAUGCUCAGGAGGAGUCACAUCUCUGGUGGCAGACUACAGUGACUCGGAUUCAGAGUCUGGACAGUGAGACUGAAUGAUAAAUGGGACACUUUGUGUUUUUCAGUGAAGAGUCACAAGAAAAAUGGAGAUAAAAACAAACUGUAGAUAUUUGUCACAGCUGCAGACGUCUAACAUAUGCUUCUUUUAUCUGCUGAAGUAAUAGUGCUGCAUUCAUCUUUAAGAUCUGUGUGGCCUGCAGAUUACAGUGUCAUGUGUGAAUGUGUUGGAAAAAAUGUUUAGAACUUGACCCAGCAUAUGGUAUUUGGUUAUCUAAUCUACAUCCCUCAGAUGCCCAAACAUGUGUCCCAGUAAUAAAACAGCCAAAAAGCUUGUAAAAUUAAAUGUCAACUGCUUCAUCUAGUAUUGCUGCAUUUUUGUUUAAAUUUUAGUUCAGUAUGUUGGCUCAAAGUGUUGAAAUUAUCCAUCCACAGUAGAAUAACUUGUACCAGAUGCAAAGUUCAUUUUUAUCACAGGCCUGAGGGGUUUACUGCAAAGGAGCUUCAACACAGCCGGUCCUUUGACUUCGGCUGGCUUUACAAAUCCCAGCUGAAGAUAAUCACAGUCACAAGUGUGGUUACCAGCCAGGUUUUCUGAUUCAGACUUUGUGUGCACUCACACAAAAAGGGGCACAAAAUGAUCUCUGAGCGCUGCCUACUCCAAUCGUUGAUGUUAUCAGAUGAUGAUGAAACAGGGAUUACAAAUGAAUAAAGAAUAUAAGAAACAGAACACUGUUGCAAUAACAUAGGAAAUGAAUAGGAAAUGAAUACUGCAGAAAAUCAUUGCUCUUAGGAUUUAACCUGCAAAGUGGAAAGUAAUUAUUUGUAGAUCAUUAUUUUAUCGCUAAUUCUCAGUAUUGGAGUUUAUUUUUAAAGUGACAGCUGCACAUUGGCGCUCUGAAGCUUUAAAGUGGAUACAUUUCAACAUUAAAGGUUAAUGUAGGCGCUGUGGUGAAAUCCCUGUAGUUUAUUGCCAGAUUGAAAAGCAAUUAAUUUUAUUGAUUUAUCUUUGGUGAUAAACACCCAGAUCAGUUUGCUGCUCUAGUAGCUGCAAUUACAGCAGUGUAAAAAAAAAAAA